Molecule: messenger RNA, 243 nt
Organism: Lodderomyces jiufengensis
Lineage: Eukaryota; Fungi; Ascomycota; Pichiomycetes; Serinales; Debaryomycetaceae
Exons: 2
Coding region: 1-243 (80 amino acids)
Cellular component (GO): mitochondrion
Source: RefSeq, a predicted model, not a curated record
AUGGGAAGCUCAGAAAGUUACACUUAUCCACCAAUACCCUCAGAAGAAGAAUUAGAUUUACAUAAAGUACCAUUAUUUUAUAGAGAUAAAUGUGCUGCUCAUUUAAUUGAAUAUUAUAAAUGUCUUGAUAAAGGAACUUCAUUUUGUUCAACCACAAAAGAUGAAUUUUAUAAAUGCCAAUAUCUUGCAUUAAAAGAAAGAUUAGACAAUUAUACUAAACAAAAUCAACAACAAAAACAUUGA